This is a messenger RNA of Stegastes partitus (bicolor damselfish), 2851 nucleotides long. RefSeq names its product DEAD (Asp-Glu-Ala-Asp) box polypeptide 54 (gene ddx54). NCBI's taxonomy places the organism in Eukaryota, Metazoa, Chordata, Actinopteri, Pomacentridae. Gene Ontology annotation, molecular function: ATP binding; RNA helicase activity; RNA binding. Bases 1 to 2544 code for a protein of 847 amino acids. The transcript has 20 exons. The record is from RefSeq and is a predicted model, not a curated record. Gene Ontology annotation, cellular component: cytosol; nucleus.
AUGGCCCAGAGGAAGAAGAAACUGACGAAGAAGAAGAGACACACCGCCAGCAGAGAGCCGGAGGCGGAUUCUGACAGCNUGCGUGGACCGGGGAGGAAACUGCCGCGGUUCCCUGCAGCGUCCGACUGCCUGUCAGAUGUGGAGCCGGACACCAGGGAGCUGGUCAGAGCUCAAAACAAGAAGAAGAAGAAAUCUGGAGGCUUUCAGUCCAUGGGUCUCAGUUACCCCGUUUAUAAAGGCGUCAUGAAGAAGGGUUACAAAGUCCCGACCCCCAUCCAGAGAAAGACUAUCCCGGUGAUUUUGGAUGGAAAAGAUAUCGUAGCCAUGGCCAGGACGGGCAGCGGAAAGACGGCUGCCUUCUUGGUGCCCAUGUUUGAGAAGCUUAAGGCCCCUCAAGCUCAGACAGGAGCCAGGGCCCUCAUCCUGACCCCCACCAGAGAGUUGGCCCUGCAGACCAUGAAGUUCACAAAAGAGCUGGGAAAAUUCACUGGCCUCAAGACCGCCUUGAUCCUUGGUGGAGACAGAAUGGAAGAUCAGUUCGCUGCUCUUCACGAAAACCCCGACAUAAUCAUCGGUACUCCCGGUCGUCUCAUGCACGUCGUCAAGGAGAUGAACCUGAAGUUAAACAACGUGGAGUACGUGGUGUUUGAUGAGGCUGACAGAUUGUUUGAAAUGGGUUUCGCUGAGCAGCUUCAGGAGAUCAUCCGGAGGCUUCCCGACAUCAGACAGACUCUGCUGUUCUCUGCUACUCUCCCCAAACUGUUGGUGGAGUUUGCAAGAGCUGGGCUGACAGAGCCGGUGCUGAUCCGUUUGGAUGUGGAUUCUAAGCUCAGUGACCAAAUUAAGCUGUCGUUCUUCCACCUUCGUAUGGACGACAAGCCGGCGCUGCUGCUCCACCUCCUGAGGAACGUGGUGAAGCCUCAGGAGCAGACGGUGGUCUUUGCUGCCACCAAACACCACGUAGAGUACCUCAAAGAGCUGCUGACUUUAGAGGGUUUAGAGUGCGCCUACAUCUACAGCGCCCUCGAUCAGACUGCCAGGAAGAUCAACAUCGGCAAGUUUGUGCAUCGGAAAGCCAUGGUGCUGAUUGUGACCGACGUUGCUGCUCGUGGUAUAGACAUCCCUCUGCUGGACAACGUCAUCAACUACAACUUCCCCUCCAAAGCCAAACUCUUCCUGCACAGAGUCGGUCGUGUGGGACGUGCUGGUCGCAGUGGAACAGCCUACAGCAUGAUCUGUCCAGAUGAGAUGCCUUUUGUCUACGACCUGCAUCUCUUCCUCGGAAGGCCUUUGCAGCUGGCGACACCUGAGCACGCACAAGAUGCAGGUGGCGUGUUCGGUCGUGUCCCUCAGAGCAUCUUAGACGAUGAAAGUUCUCAUCUGAUCACGACUUACGACAACUCCCUGGACCUGCAAAACCUGCAUCGGGUCUCAGAGAACGCCUACAAGCAGUACCUCAAGUCCCGACCGAACCCCUCGCCGGAGUCCAUCAGACGGGUCAAAAACACGGAUCUGUCCAGCAUGGCUGUCCAUCCGUUGCUCGGGUCUGGUUUGGAGAAAAUGGAACUGGAGCGCCUUCAAAUAGUUGAUGCCAUCAAGGGCUACAAAUCCAAAGCGACUAUCUUCGAAAUCAACUCUAGCAGUAAAACAUCAGCCAGCGAGGUGAUGCGAGCCAAACGCUCCAAAGACACACGAUUAGUGGACAAAUACAGCAAACACAGGGAGGACGUGGCUGCAGAAAGCAGACUGCAUCAGCCUGUUAUCACCACCAACGCUGAUGACCGCGACUCCACAGACCAGGAGGAGGACGAUCUCACGGGGGUGUUCUCAGAGGUGGUGGGUGGUAAAAGAAGAGGCCCGCAGCAAGACGGAGAAGAACGUCCAAAGAACAAGAAAAGCAGGCAAACGGGCAAAGAUGACGAGUACUACAUCCCUUACAGGCCCAAAGACUUCAACUCUGAGAGAGGGUUGAGUCUCGGUGGGGAGGGCACUGCUUUCGAACAGCAGGCCUCCUCGGCUGUCCUCGACCUCAUGGGAGACGAGGGAGACCGGUUUAACCAGCACAAAAAAAUUAUGAAAUGGGACCGUAAGAGGAAGCGUUUCGUGAGAGAGUCAGGAAAAGAGGACCAGAAGAAGAAGAUCAGAACAGACGGCGGUCAGGUCAUCAGCAACAACAAGAACAGGAAGAACUUCUAUGAGGAGUGGAAGAAAAAAUACAAGAUUGACGAUGGAGGAUCUGGUUCAGAUGGAGAAAUGGGAGGAGGAGGAGGAGGAGGGAGGAGACCAGCAGGAGGUCGUGGCCGUGGUCGCGGUCGACGCCCUGCAGCGCCGCAGGAGACGCCCGGCGGCCGCAGAAUACGCUCAGAGCUGAAAACUAACCAACAGAUCCUGAUGCAGCGCAAGAAACAGCAGAAACACCAGUUCCUGCAGAGCGGAGGGCUGAAGAAACUCCGCACUAAGAACAGAAAGUGGCUGGGAGAGGUGAAGAAGUCAGGGUUUGGACGAGGCGGCGGAAAGAAGGGCAAGAUGAAGAAGAGGAUGUGAGGAGGACACUGAGGGGCGCCGUGUGGGAAUGGAUGAGGAGUGUUUGUCAUUUAAAGAGUUUCAUGAUGCCUCGUUUGUUUGCGGAUUCAAGGAGAAGGUGGGUUGAAGAAAACAUUUCUCGACUGACUGCAGAGAUGAACUUCACGUUUUCCCAUUGUCGCCUGUUGAACUCUACAUUUGUAGCAGAGUACGUUAAAGAAUCAUCCACUAAACUGAGUUUUCUUCUUGGCAGUUUAAUCCAAGUGUUUUUGAAAUGUGUCUAUUCCAAUUAUGAACAGAAAACAAAAUACACAUGUGAAUAAGACGA